Penicillium coprophilum is the source of this 645-nucleotide messenger RNA. RefSeq lists its product as uncharacterized. NCBI's taxonomy places the organism in Eukaryota, Fungi, Ascomycota, Eurotiomycetes, Eurotiales, Aspergillaceae. The record is from RefSeq and is a predicted model, not a curated record. The coding region runs from base 1 to 645 and encodes 214 amino acids. The transcript has a single exon.
AUGCGCACUCAUCUGGACCACAAUCACGCGCGUCCGAAUGCAAUACAAUCCAUUUUUGAGGGGAGAGAUAAGUCGAUUAGUGAUGGCAGUCAAUGGUCGACAGCGCAUCGGCGAGAGCUUCUCAACCCCGGAAUCUCCUUUUUUGGAAAUGCAGUGUUUUACUCACUGUCGAAGUCUCUAGCAGACACCCUGGCUGCAUCAGACGAGGCACCUGUGCACUCGCUCGCUGAGAUUUGUGACCACAUUACCCAUUCGCAAUCAACUUCCGUGAUCAACUCACGUCAUAUCGCAGAGGUUUACCAGUUGAUCGACCACAUGAAGGAUUAUAGAUCUCUUUUCGUGGGCUGGGACCUCUUUAGAUCUCGCGAUCUCACAAUCACAAACUGGGCUGAUAUCGAUCUAUAUGGGGUGAGCUUUGGCGAUGUGCUUGGAAAGCCGAAGUUUGUGAGGCUACCACAGAUGGAAGCAGAUGGAGUUGCUCUUAUUCUACCACGUCAACGAGAUGCAUCUCAGGAAGUGCUUGAAAUCAUGAUCAUGUUGCGGUGUGAUCAUAUGGGUGCUUUGGAAAAAGACUCCAUGUGGCAGACCAUUCUCUCACAUGGUCGAAAAGAUGGGGAUGAGUUGAGCAUUGAUAGCUCAGACUGA